UACGAAAGCCUACAUCUAGAGAUCGAAAUGCAUGUGCGCGAAUAGUUCACGACACAUUUUCUUGUACCAUGAGACUUAUCGUGGUUUUUGGAUCAUUUCUGAUUCAUCAGAUCUAUAUUGAAGGAGCCUCUUGCUUUUUGACGUCGAAAAUAAAAGGCCAUGUUGAGGUAAUUCCUAAACGAGAACGCCAGUUUUCUAAUUUGUAUCAAUACUUGCCGAAGUUCAUCAACCCAGAGAAUCAUCUGAAAGAUGGCGUAACUAAAUACAAUAUACCAUUCGUAGCAGGCAAAGAGUUGCUUGUAAAAUGCGUGAAAGAUAGCAAAGAAGCCAAGGUGUUUAUAUACGGACCAGAAGGAUACCUAAUAGAUAUAUUUAAACCAAGAAAUACUGAAAAUGUUUGCAAUCAAGUGAAGGAAGACAUAAUUCGAUAUGAAGUGACUAGGCCUACGGUUGAUGUUUUGAAAUUCAAAAUCAAGUACAAGAUUGAGCGUUUAUACUUCUCGGGGAAUUUUCAUCAAGAUUGUCUCUCCAGAGAAUACAUUGUUACCACACAUCUUCACUACGCAAAAUUUGACAGAGAGCCCUCAAUAUUGACAGACUGCAUCAAUAGUGCACCGACUCCUCAUACGACUACAGAUUACUUUUUACCAUCGGAUACGUCUGAAAUCAUGGAUUAUAAAAAAAUUCAAAAUCCUGUCGGCAAACCUAUUACUUUCAAUGCGAAAGCUAAUUCGAAAAUCAUGAUGAAUUGCCAACAAUACACAGAGGAAACAAUUAGCAGCACCAAAAAGACGACCACAAAAACAAUGGCAAGACUAUACAUAACGUAUGAGGAUAUAAUCUUGGACACGCUAUUUCUAGACCGUUGUACGGACGAAGGAAUAUACAUAAACAGAGUCGAUAAGAACGCCGUUGAUGAUUACAAAUUUACCCUUGUAUUUAAAAGGAAUAACUUUUGGGGAAAAUGUUAUAAAACGCACAUUUUUUUGGAAUCCGAUGAUUUUAAAGCGAGAGUUCGAAUUCUUCGAACCGACCCUUAUUACGUCAGUUGCCCAAAGACAAAGGAUUGGACUAGCAACGAGGCCUUAAAAGUGGAAAAACCUAUUUGGUUAAUUGAAGACAACUAGCCAGGUUUAUACACUUUCCCGAACAUCUGAAGUUCUCGUCUGAAUAAGGAUA
This is a messenger RNA of Macrosteles quadrilineatus (aster leafhopper), 1179 nucleotides long. RefSeq lists its product as uncharacterized. The record is from RefSeq and is a predicted model, not a curated record. Bases 69 to 1127 code for a protein of 352 amino acids. Lineage: Eukaryota; Metazoa; Arthropoda; Insecta; Hemiptera; Cicadellidae. The transcript is spliced from 5 exons.